AUGCUCGAGAGAUUCUGGGAGCAACAUCCGGCUCUGUUGAACGCUAUGCUGUCCAGGAGGGUGAGGAGGGGAGAAGCCCUGUUGGCAGUGAAUGAGGACGACAUGACUCUGAUACAGGAAAUCAUCAAGCUGAUGUCCCCUGUCAAAGUGGCCACUACACUUCUAAGUGAAGAAAAAAGCCCAACCAUCUCAAUGAUCGCCCCAAUACAAGCUAAACUCCACAAACAAUUCUCUGAAGACAACACUGACCUGCCAAUCAUUGCAGAUAUGAAGCAGCGCUUCAGACAAGAUUUUUCUGAUCGUUACUUGGAUCUCCAAGAACUCCUCAACAAUGCAUCUGCCCUUGAUCCCCGAUUCAAAGACCUGGCUUUCCUUGAUGAUGUCGACUCCAGAGACCUCAUCUUCAUGAAAAUAACAGCAGAGGUGGUGAAGAUGAACGAGAAGGCAGGACACAGUGUUGCACUGGAUGAAGGAGAGGCAGAUGAAGAAGGAGACGACGGAAGCCCCAGCAUAGGGGAAAGGAGAGAUGAUGAUGCCUCGCCCUCUCCUAAAAAGAAGACUGCCAUGGACCAGCUGUUUGGAGAGUUCAUCGCCACAAGAACACCAGUGAAGAGCAUGAGGGAGAAAGCUAAGGAUGAAAUUUCAAAAUACAGACAGAGAGAUUCUUUAGAACUAGGUGGUGAUGUGUUGCAGUGGUGGAAAAAGCAGGUGGACCUGCCACUCCUUUCAUCUUUAGCCAAAGAUUACUUGUCCAUCCCAGCAACUAGUGUGUCCUCUGAGCGAGUCUUUAGCAGUGCAGGGAAUAUUGUCACUGCCCAACUGUGUGACUCUGACGGUCUGUGA
Messenger RNA from Engraulis encrasicolus (European anchovy), 843 nucleotides. RefSeq lists its product as uncharacterized. Gene Ontology annotation, molecular function: protein dimerization activity. The transcript has 4 exons. The record is from RefSeq and is a predicted model, not a curated record. Lineage: Eukaryota; Metazoa; Chordata; Actinopteri; Clupeiformes; Engraulidae. Gene Ontology annotation, cellular component: nucleus. Gene Ontology annotation, biological process: regulation of transcription by RNA polymerase II. The coding region runs from base 1 to 843 and encodes 280 amino acids.